CCAGUCCCGGGAAAGCCCCGGCGACGCGACUGAGAGCCUGAGCCGGGUCCCUUGGAGCCGCCAGGGCGCGCCGGGCUGCUUGCUUUGCAGCCCCUCCCGGCAGGGAUCCCCCGCCGCCGGCGGCCGGGACUCCGGGCCUCUCCCGCGCUGGGCGACCCGUGCUCCGCGUCGGGGUUUUCCUGGUUGCUCGGUUCCGCGUGAAGCGCCCCCUCCUCUGUCCCCUCGCCCUGGCCUCAGCCCCGCUCCCUCCCAGUCCUCGCGCUCCAGAUGCGCUGCCCCGCAGCCCCCUGACAGCUGCGAGUCCACGAGCCCCUGCAGGCGGGCGACUGAGGUGGCGGCGGACUGACAUGCCCCGGACGCGGUUGCGGCCGGCGGGCAGCCCGCGGGGGCGAUGAGCCGCUGCGGCCCGUAAGGAGCCCGGUGGCGGGGGCAUCGCGCAUCUUCCUUACCCUCUUCGCUUGCCCACUUGUCUCUAGAGGCCGAGAGGAAACGGUCUCUGGCCUGUCAGGAGGACCAUUGGUGCUGCGGCGGAAGCUAGCAUCUAAGUCUCGUGUAUGGCGUGGUUAAGGUUGCAGCCUCUCACCUCUGCCUUCCUCCAUUUUGGGCUAGUUACUUUUAUGCUCUUCCUGAAUGGUCUUCGGGCAGAGGCAGGUGGCUCAGGAGAUGUGCCCAGCACAGGGCAGAACAAUGAGUCCUGUUCAGGGUCGUCGGACUGCAAGGAAGGCGUCAUCCUCCCAAUCUGGUAUCCAGAGAACCCUUCCCUCGGGGACAAGAUCGCCAGGGUCAUUGUCUAUUUCGUGGCCCUGAUAUACAUGUUCCUGGGGGUGUCCAUCAUUGCCGACCGCUUCAUGGCAUCCAUUGAAGUCAUCACCUCCCAAGAGAGGGAGGUGACCAUUAAAAAGCCCAACGGGGAGACCAGCACGACUACCAUCCGGGUCUGGAAUGAAACUGUCUCCAACCUGACCCUUAUGGCCCUCGGUUCUUCUGCCCCUGAGAUUCUCCUCUCUUUAAUUGAGGUGUGUGGCCACGGGUUCAUUGCUGGUGAUCUGGGACCUUCUACCAUUGUAGGCAGUGCGGCCUUCAACAUGUUCAUCAUCAUUGGCAUCUGCGUCUACGUGAUCCCCGACGGAGAGACACGCAAGAUCAAGCACCUGAGGGUCUUCUUUGUCACUGCUGCCUGGAGUAUCUUUGCCUACAUCUGGCUCUAUAUGAUCCUGGCCGUCUUCUCUCCUGGUGUGGUCCAGGUUUGGGAAGGCCUCCUCACCCUCUUCUUCUUUCCAGUCUGUGUCCUUCUGGCCUGGGUGGCAGACAAACGACUGCUUUUCUAUAAAUAUAUGCACAAAAAGUACCGCACGGAUAAACACCGAGGAAUUAUCAUAGAGACGGAGGGUGACCACCCCAAGGGCAUUGAAAUGGAUGGGAAAAUGAUGAAUUCCCACUUCUUAGAUGGGAACCUGGUGCCCCUGGAAGGGAAGGAAGUGGAUGAGUCCCGCCGGGAGAUGAUCCGGAUUCUCAAGGAUCUGAAACAGAAACACCCAGAGAAGGACUUAGACCAGCUGGUGGAGAUGGCCAAUUACUACGCUCUUUCCCACCAACAGAAGAGCCGCGCCUUCUACCGGAUCCAAGCCACCCGCAUGAUGACCGGUGCAGGCAACAUCCUGAAGAAACACGCCGCAGAGCAGGCCAAGAAGAGCUCCAGCAUGAGCGAGGUGCACACCGAGGAGCCCGAGGACUUGGUCUCCAAGGUCUUCUUCGACCCCUGUUCCUACCAGUGCCUGGAGAACUGUGGGGCCGUGCUCCUGACGGUGGUCAGGAAAGGAGGAGACAUGUCCAAGACCAUGUAUGUGGACUACAAAACCGAGGACGGCUCUGCCAACGCGGGGGCUGACUACGAGUUCACAGAGGGCACUGUGGUUCUGAAACCAGGAGAGACCCAAAAGGAGUUCUCCGUGGGCAUCAUUGACGAUGACAUUUUUGAGGAGGAUGAACACUUCUUUGUGAGGCUGAGCAAUGUCCGCCUCGAAGAGGAGCAGCCCGAGGAGGGGAUGCCGCCGCCGGCCAUCCUCAACAGUCUUCCCCUGCCUCGGGCUGUCCUAGCGUCCCCUUGUGUGGCCACGGUCACCAUCUUAGACGAUGAUCAUGCGGGCAUCUUCACUUUUGAAUGUGAUACCAUUCAUGUCAGUGAAAGUAUUGGUGUUAUGGAAGUCAAGGUUCUGCGGACAUCAGGGGCCCGGGGCACAGUCAUCGUCCCUUUUAGGACAGUAGAAGGGACGGCCAAGGGUGGUGGUGAGGACUUUGAAGACACGUAUGGGGAGCUGGAAUUCAAGAAUGAUGAGACAGUGAAAACCAUAAGGGUUAAAAUAGUAGAUGAGGAGGAAUACGAAAGGCAAGAGAAUUUCUUCAUUGCCCUUGGUGAACCGAAAUGGAUGGAACGUGGAAUAUCAGAGGUGACAGACAGGAAGCUGACUAUGGAGGAAGAGGAAGCCAAGAGGAUAGCAGAGAUGGGAAAGCCAAUAUUGGGUGAACACCCCAAACUAGAGGUCAUCAUUGAAGAGUCCUAUGAGUUCAAGACUACAGUGGACAAACUGAUCAGGAAGACAAACCUGGCCUUGGUUGUGGGGACCCACUCCUGGAGGGACCAGUUCAUGGAGGCCAUCACUGUCAGUGCAGCAGGGGAUGAGGAUGAGGAUGAGUCAGGGGAGGAGAGGCUGCCAUCCUGCUUUGACUACGUCAUGCACUUCCUGACGGUCUUCUGGAAGGUGCUGUUUGCCUGCGUGCCCCCCACGGAGUACUGCCACGGCUGGGCCUGCUUCGUGGUCUCCAUCCUCAUCAUCGGCAUGCUCACCGCCAUCAUCGGGGACCUGGCCUCCCACUUUGGCUGCACAAUUGGUCUCAAGGAUUCAGUCACAGCUGUUGUUUUUGUGGCAUUUGGUACCUCUGUGCCAGAUACAUUUGCCAGCAAAGCCGCCGCCCUCCAGGAUGUGUACGCAGACGCCUCCAUCGGCAACGUUACUGGCAGCAACGCCGUCAAUGUCUUCCUGGGUAUUGGCCUGGCCUGGUCCGUGGCCGCCAUCUACUGGGCCCUGCAGGGACAGGAGUUCCACGUGUCCGCAGGCACACUGGCCUUCUCCGUCACCCUUUUCACCAUCUUUGCAUUUGUCUGCAUCAGUGUGCUCUUGUACCGACGGCGGCCCCACCUGGGUGGGGAGCUCGGUGGCCCCCGCGGCUGCAAGCUGGCCACGACGUGGCUCUUUGUGAGCCUGUGGCUCCUCUACAUACUCUUUGCCACACUGGAGGCCUACUGCUACAUCAAGGGGUUCUGAGCGCCAGAACCAGGCCUCCGGCAGGGCAGGCCAAGAACUUUCUUCCAAGAGAAGGGCACUUUCCCAACAGUGACCUUCCCAGGCUGAGCAGCUCUGCGGAGGCAGCAUCCGGGCCGAGCCCCAGGAACCUCACCUGACCUAGGCCCUGGCCACACUCUGAAAGGGCCAAGUCUUCAUCAGAUAGAACGGAGGAGACACCCACUUUCCAAAGUAUUUCAUUAAAUACAAACCAACAACAGCAACAGAUCCACCUCUGUCUUCUCACUCCUACUCCUGUCCCUGACCCAACAAAGGGCAGACCCUGUGUCCUUCUAGUCCACCUUCGGAUUAUUCCUUUGCCUCGAGUUUCUUUGAGGACAGGGUUUCUCCUGUCUCUCCACUGGGAUGUGUCACGAUUCUCCCAUCCAGCUGGUGAGGCGCGAACAGGAACCAAACCACGCGGCUGGUCUGGGUUCUCUUUUCAUCCCAAUCAUUAGGGUGGUUGUUUUCAUUUCUCCCAUCGGGCUUUGCUGGUUGUUUUGUCUUUGUCUCUUCUUUCUGAAGUUAGUGACAAAGUGCCGUGAAAGAAUCCCAGGUCCAAGGCGACAGAUGGAGGCAUGAAUUUUCAGAAACGCACCUCCCACUUUCACAGGGUCACAGAGGUCCAGCAAGGUCCUGUCUCCCAUCUCUUUUUUUUUUCCUCCGUGUUGUUUGGAGGACUGGGUGGCGUUUGAGCGGAAAUGAGCUCUCACACCCACGUGGAAAGCGGGUGGAGCUUUCUUUGCUUGCGUGGAAAUCAAAUCCAAACCCAAAAGCAAUUGUCCUCUUCCCUGUUCACGUCUCUCCGGUUCUAUAUGUCACUGUGUCCGUGUCUGUAUGUGGAUCCUCCUGCAAGAAAAUCCACCGAGGGGGUGAUGGGACAAAAAUAGAAACCGUACAUAAUGACAAAGGGCAGCUGAGGAGACAAAAGGGGCACAUGCCUUCUGGAACAUCUCUGACUUUGUAUCUGAAGCAGGAGAGAAGAGGUGUCCGACCCAAUGAGAUCUUUAAAGAAAAAGACGAUAUUUAAAAUGUCAGCCUUCUGAGAAAUGUGGGCUACACCAGCCCCUCACCUCCUAAUGGGCCAUACAUAGAGAGCUGCCUAAAUUUCUUCAAGUGAUGCAAGUUUGAGGGUUAUAAGACAGCAAGGGGCUCCUUCCACCUCUCCUGGCCCUCGAGCCACAUUUGAAAAUUUUUGCACAGGAUGGGAACUGGAAUUCCUCAUUUCUCCCAUGUUCCUGCUUGUUUUGAAAACCUCAUGAAGCUUUUUUUCCAGCCUGUGAGGUAUUUCUUGCCCCCCCUAAGAGAGUCUCAGUCUCUCUAAUCCCGUGGAGCCUGAGAGGGUAGAAAAAAAGAGAUGGACAUGCCCCAAGGAACUUUUCCUGAUGACUUUUGAGAGGACCUGGCUUUACAAACACACACACACACACACCAGUGAACACACAGACAUCACCACAGAACUGCCCACGGAUCUUUAGGCUUUCUGCAUUGACAUAAAUACAUUUUCUAAAGGGGGAGGGAUAAAUUAAAAAAAAAAAAACACCUGUUUAAUUUUAAACACUUUUUUUAAGAAAAAAAAAUAACUGAAAAAGAAACAGUGCUCAUGUCAUAAGCUAUGUUGACAGUUGCCAGUGGAAAUGUUGGGUUGGUUUUAAAAAAAAAAAAAAAAGAAAUAAAAGCUCUACUUAUAUCUCUA
Messenger RNA from Ictidomys tridecemlineatus (thirteen-lined ground squirrel), 5037 nucleotides. It is a transcript of the gene Slc8a3, whose product is annotated as solute carrier family 8 member A3. Gene Ontology annotation, molecular function: calcium:sodium antiporter activity. NCBI's taxonomy places the organism in Eukaryota, Metazoa, Chordata, Mammalia, Rodentia, Sciuridae. Gene Ontology annotation, biological process: calcium ion import across plasma membrane; cell communication; sodium ion transmembrane transport. Gene Ontology annotation, cellular component: sarcolemma; axon; postsynapse. The record is from RefSeq and is a predicted model, not a curated record.